Schistosoma guineensis is the source of this 1752-nucleotide messenger RNA. The record is from the annotation of a GenBank genome assembly. NCBI's taxonomy places the organism in Eukaryota, Metazoa, Platyhelminthes, Trematoda, Strigeidida, Schistosomatidae.
AUGCCUGAGGUCGUUCCAAGUCGAGUUGUUAGCUUUACGAGUGAAGAUAAAGCCUUUCCUGCAUCCAACCUUUUAAAAGGGUCGUCAUUCUCAAAAUGGUGUUGUGUAAGUGGUGGAAGCAGGCAAGAAGCUGUAGAAUUGAGUUUUUCCGAACCUAUUGAAAUUUCACGUUUAGAUAUUGGGAAUAAUGGUUCUGCCUUUAUCGAAGUGCUGGUACGAAGAUCUGCUUCAUCGGAUGACUCAUCGGUACUCCUGCCAUCCUCUUCUUUUAUGUCUCCAGUAGAUGCAAAAAACGAAACGAACCUUAACCGUGUCCGGGUAUUUAGUGGUGAUCAGUUUAUAAAGUCCAUAGCUUGCCAGAAAUGGGAUCUAGUCAAAUUUGUUUGCUCGCAACCGUUUAACAAAACUUUACAGUAUGGCAUUUCUUUCGUUUUCUUCCACACUCCAGCUAAUGCGAAUCCAGCAGCCGACGAUAAAAACCUUAAAGUAGAUAGCUUACUGAAUGACGAAGAAUCAGACUCAACUCAAUUCAAACCAGGUUCACUCUUUCAGGCUUCACGCCAGACAUCUUGUGAUAAAGACAAUUCACAGCCCAAGUCCUCAAUUUCAGAUAAAUUAAAUGCUUUGAAACAUUCAUCUAAUUUAAUUCAGAACGCGAAUACGUCAAGUUCAUUACUUGUGAGUCGACCAGACGAUCAUCAUAGUUCCUCUAAAGCCAGUACCAGUUCUCACCAGUCUCACUCAAGACCAUCUCCCACCAACACAGGCAUAAUACGUUCUUCACAGUCUCGCAUAUCAAAGAACAAAGAAGAAUACAAACAAUCAAAAACAUCUCAUUCAACCCAAAAACCUUUAUCAAAUGUUAUUCUGACUUUGAGUGGUUAUCAAAAUCCCUUAAGAAGUCAAAUCAGAGACAAAGCCCUGGAACUUGGUGCCAAGUACAGACAAGAUUGGGGUCCAGAUUGUACACAUUUGAUCUGUGCAUUUCCAAACACACCUAAAUUCAAUCUAGUUAAAGGUAAAGGUAUAAUUGUUUCCGAUAAAUGGAUUUUACAAUGCUACGAAACUAAAAGUAAUGUACCUUGGCGUAGCUAUAGAGUUGGACGUGCACCUAGUCCACCAAAUACUGCAACUCUAUCUUCUACAUUAAAUCAGUCUUUAAAUGAUGAUGAUGAUGAUGACGAUGGUCAGUCUCCGAAAUCCAAAUCAUCAGUUCAUAAAACUAAUCUUAGACUACGAGGAAAGAAAAAAUCAGAUGAUGACGACUGGCAACCAGGUUCUUCUGAUGAAGAAGCGGAUAAUGAUGACGACGAUAACGAAUUUCAGGAGACUGACGAAGACGAAGAUAAUGGAGAAGAAGAAGGAAGUGAUGAGGACUUAUCUGAUGAAUCGAAUCGAAGAAGAAAGCGUAAAUCGAAAACUAACAGUAAGAACCUACAAAAACGACCCCGCUCCACUACUAACGAUGGUUCUAAUGCCAAAAAAACUGGUGAAUGUUAAUGAUUCAGUGGGUUGAUAAACAAUUCUUUAAUCGUAAAAUUAAUUAAAAGAAUACUGUUCACGAUAGCGAUUUAUUGACUGAAAUUACUGAUUAAUCUUAAAUCAAAUAUAAGACCACUAGUCAGAAAAGUUGGUUUCCUAUGUAAUAAAGUGACAUGUUGUUAUAUCUAAAACUAGGAUUUUCGCUAUACCGCAUACAACUUAAGCACUCGAACGCUAGAACCCUUCAAGUUGGAUGUUAGAAGAUAAAAG